AUCUUUGAAUCAGCCCUGCCAGGAAGUUUAAUCGAGCGCCGUGCAGCAGGAUCGUAGUUCGGAUAAAGGCAGUCGCUCUGAAGCUAAAAUGACUUUCAAUCGGUUAUUAUGUAAAGCUGUUCAAGUCAACAGAGUUGUAUCCAGGUCUGCAUUUACAAGCGCCAAGCAUGACUAUGUCAACCCUAACUGGUUUCGAGUGGGUAUGGCCUUUGGUUCAAGUGCUGUCCUGUGGGGCAUGCUCUUUUGGCAGCACAGCGAGGAUGUGCGCGAGUACAAAUUGAGGAAUGGCCUGGAAUAGCCCACAUAACUGGCAGGAGGUCGUCAGGUCCUGUCUGUAGGAUGGACCUGUUUGUUUGCUGUUUCCAGAUCGUUCCAGAUUCCUCACUCUGAAUUCUCUCUAAAAUAAAUGUUUAUUAUGUGAAUAUA
Stegastes partitus (bicolor damselfish) is the source of this 426-nucleotide messenger RNA. RefSeq names its product NADH:ubiquinone oxidoreductase subunit C1 (gene ndufc1). Bases 89 to 298 code for a protein of 69 amino acids. Gene Ontology annotation, cellular component: respiratory chain complex I; mitochondrion. The transcript is spliced from 4 exons. Lineage: Eukaryota; Metazoa; Chordata; Actinopteri; Pomacentridae. The record is from RefSeq and is a predicted model, not a curated record.